Messenger RNA from Gopherus evgoodei (Goodes thornscrub tortoise), 1657 nucleotides. Its product is annotated as urotensin-2 receptor-like. The coding region runs from base 443 to 1657 and encodes 404 amino acids. Gene Ontology annotation, molecular function: urotensin II receptor activity. NCBI's taxonomy places the organism in Eukaryota, Metazoa, Chordata, Testudines, Testudinidae. Gene Ontology annotation, biological process: neuropeptide signaling pathway; regulation of blood pressure; blood vessel diameter maintenance. Gene Ontology annotation, cellular component: membrane. The transcript has a single exon. The record is from RefSeq and is a predicted model, not a curated record.
AUUCCUCACCUAGUGGCUAAGAGCCCAGUACAAACUCUGACAGCAUUGGCACUUGGGUGUUAAGCUGUGAGUUAGACAAGUUUCUCCGCCCGGAGGGAUGAUGGGAUAGUUUUUGGGGGGAAUCACAAUUUUCCUGUGGUUUUCUCUGAGCUAAGAGGAAGAAGAGAUCCAGAAGAAAGAAAUUACUUGCCCACUGAGGAGGAAUUUCUGUUGGUCUCCAAGGGCCAGUGAACACUAGGGAGGGGAGAAGGAGAUGAAGAGAGCCGAAGGCACCUCCCGGUACAUGGAAGGGUAUUUGGCUACCCUAGAUCUGAAUGCAUACACCUCUUCUCAACUCCAUGGGGCUGACAACUGGUAAGGAAUCCUGCUGAGCUGGGCUUGUAAAGGAUUGGGACAACCUAAUGAGCUGUAUUGUUUGGUGUGAAAAAUAGACUCUCCCUGAAUGUUUUGGUGUCAGGUCAGCCAAGGUCUCUUCUCACUCCUUCCUUCCCCAGCUGUCCUCACACUGAGUCUACAAGAGUACCACACACCAAGGGGAAAUGCAUCUUUGGAAGUGCAUGCUGAAGGGCCAGUGAUGGCAGGGGUGGGAGAGGAAGCUCAGUGUGGUAAUUUCUCAGAUGAUGGUACUAACCUAGAAGAGGAUAGCCCACUUACUGGGCUCUUGGGCACCAUUCUGACAAUCAUGUGCCUUUUUGGGAUAACAGGGAAUGUCUACACACUAGUGGUGAUAUCCAGAGGUGUGUCUGGCCGCUCAGCUGGUUCCCUGUGUGUCUAUGUGGUCAACCUGGCCCUGGCUGACCUGCUCUACCUCUCCACCAUCCCCUUCGUGGUAUGCACAUACUUUGCCCAGGACUGGUUCUUUGGGGAUGUGGGCUGCAGACUCUUGCUCAGCCUGGACCUCUUCACCAUGCAUGCCAGCAUCUUCCUGCUGACAGCCAUGAGCCUGGAGAGGUACUGGGCAGUGACCAGGCCACUGAGGGCCAGGCAGGCUGGGAACAGCUGCUGCAAACUCACCAGCCUGGCCCUCUGGCUCCUCUCGCUGCUGCUGACUGUGCCUAUGAUGGUCAUGAUCCAACUGCGGGACAGCAGCAGCCACAACAAGCGGAUCUGCUUCCCCACCUGGACGCCUGAGGCCUUCCGCAUUUAUUUCACGGUGCUCUUCACCACCAGCAUUCUAGCUCCUGGCUUGAUCCUAGGCUUCCUGUACUGUCGCCUUGCCAGAGCCUACUGGACUUCAGUGGCAGCCAUGCAGCCGUGGGUGGCAGGCCUGGCCUUGAAACAGAAGCUGUUCUCCAGGAUCUUCAGCAUCAUCGCAGCCUACUGGGCCUGCUUUGUACCCUUCUGGGCCUGGCAGCUCGCUAAACUGUACUGGAGUGAGGGCCUGGGGCUCAGACCUACCACCCAGGCAUACCUCAACUUUGGAGUGACCUGCCUGACCUAUGGCAACAGCUGCAUCAACCCGUUCCUCUACACUCUGCUCACCCGGAACUACCGCGAGCACCUGGCCCAUAGCAGGGAGAGGAAGGCAGGGGAGCAGGUCCUCGUCCUGAUGGAGAAGCAGGGUAGGGUCCAAGCAGAAGGCAUGCCCAUGACCUCCAAGGCACUACUAGGCAGGGGGCUUGGGAAAGGAAGGCAGGGAGGAACCUCUGGCAAUUAA